Messenger RNA from Dermatophagoides pteronyssinus (European house dust mite), 1281 nucleotides. RefSeq names its product chloride intracellular channel protein 5 (gene Clic). Gene Ontology annotation, molecular function: chloride channel activity. The record is from RefSeq and is a predicted model, not a curated record. Gene Ontology annotation, biological process: chloride transport. Lineage: Eukaryota; Metazoa; Arthropoda; Arachnida; Sarcoptiformes; Pyroglyphidae. Gene Ontology annotation, cellular component: cytoplasm; apical plasma membrane.
GUAUUAGCCAACUGUUGAUUUAUUAUUAUUAUUUUUGAUUAUUGUCGUUAUUUACAUUGUUUCGUGUUUGGGAACAUAUUCCUGACGUUAUAUCAGAGUUUUUUUUAUUUGGAUCUUGUCUAUGCUUAAUUCAAAGACGUUUGAGAAGGGUAUUUCAUUUUUAGUCGUUUUGACCCAAGAAAAAAAAAUCAUUGGUGUGAAUUGAUUAAUUAUUUCCUGAUAGAUCGAGUAAACGCAUAUUCAAUCGCACCUUCAUCAUCAAUAGCCAUAUCAAUUGCAAAGACCAGCCAAAUGGAUUCAGAACCAACACCACAAUCAGUUCCGGAGACGGACGUGGAGCCUGUAGAAAACAAUGGAACAGCUUCUCCUGAACUGCAGCCAACAGACAUUCCGCAGGACGACUUAUCAAACAACCAACAGGAUGACAUUCCAGAAAUUGAACUGAUUAUUAAGGCGUCAACGAUUGACGGCCGCCGCAAAGGAGCAUGUCUUUUUGGCCAAGAAUAUUUUAUGGAUCUUUAUCUUUUGGCCGAACUAAAGACUAUUUCGCUUAAAGUGACUACGGUCAAUAUGCUUAAGCCGCCACCAGACUUUCGUUCAAAAUUCGAUUCUACAUCUCCUCCCAUCCUGAUCGAUCGAGGCGAGCCGGUGCUCGAAAACGAAAAGAUUGAACGGUAUAUUAUGAAAAACAUUCCGGGUGGCCAUAACCUUUUUGUUUCUGACAAAGAAACACUUGGCGUGAUUGAAAACAUUUAUACGAAAUUCAAGGUUAUGCUCACCAAGAACGAUGAUCAUUCAAAGCAGGCAUUCGAAAAUCAGCUGAAGAAAAUUGAUCAACAUCUAGCCAAACGUAGCACUCGCUACUUAACUGGCGACACCCUUUGCUGUUUCGAUUGUGAACUUAUGACACGGCUACAACACAUCAGAGUUGCUGGCAAAUAUUUUACCGGGUUCGAGAUAUCCGAAUCGUUUAUUUACCUGUGGCGAUACAUGUACCACAUGUACAAUCUGGACGCGUUCAAACAAAGCUGUCCGGCCGACCAGGACAUUAUCAACCAUUACAAACAAAAACAAGGAGCCACUAAGCAGCUUGCUAAACACGAGGAGCUUGAAGCGCCAACUUAUUCCCGAUCGAUACCGCAAUCGGUUUUGGAUGCAUUCGGCGAUCAAUUGUGAGCCUCUCGUUUCCAUCAUGUCCAGUUCUAAUUUGUUGCCUUCUCUAUGUCUAUGUCAUUGUUGAUCCAAGAGAGCAAAAUAUUUAUUUUGAAAAUAUCCGAGAAU